GACCACUUAAAUAAAUAUUAAUUAUAUACGUCACUUUUAACUUUAAAUAUUUAUGUAACUACUUCCGCAGAAUUUUAGAUUAAUUUUUCGCGUUGAUAAUGCGUUACUUUUUUACUUCCAUCGAACUUUUCUGCUUUAUUUUGACUAUGGUAGUAUGAUAAUGAUACAUAAUAAUGAUAGGCAUAGGCAAAAAAUACAUGUUUGAUGGUUAGAGCACUACACGCUUGUAAAUGAAUUUUAUUAUUGUAUCGUUUUUUAUUAAAGAAAUUCAGUAACAAUGAAUUCCAAUAAUUAUGAAGUUAAAGUAAUUAAUGAAGAAAAGGGAAAAGGACUUUUUGCAAUUUGUCCUCUUAAAGAUGGGGAUACAAUUUUGAUGGAGAAACCUAUAGUCUGUUGUCAAUUCUCUUGGAAUUUAGAGUAUGGAUAUUUAGCUUGCGACAAUUGCUUAAGACCUUUAGAAACUGCUGAAGAAAAUGUACAUAGAUUAACUGGAAAUUCAACAAUUAUUUUACCUCAUGUAGAAUGUUGUGAAACAAAAAAAGAAUUAAUCACAGAAUGUUCUGAAUGUGGUACAAAAUAUUGCAGUAUUGAAUGUCAAAAUGAAGCCUACACAAGAUAUCACUGUACAUUAUGUCUACAUUCAAGAGAGAAAGAUGAAUCACAUCCCUUUGUGCAAUUAAAUGAGACUUGGAAGCAAAUGCAUUAUCCACCGGAAUCAGGAACAAUAAUGUUACCAGCUAGAAUGGUAGCUAUAGUUAACCAAGCUGAUAACAAAGAGGAAGUCCUUUCUACAUUUUCACAAUUUUGUCAUUGUGCAAUCAAUGAAGUACAUGAAAUUACACACAAGCUAUUAGAGGAAAAAUUUAUUGGUCAGAUCGAUGUACUUAGAGAAACAAUGCAGAAAGCCCUGGAUACAAAAUUUACAUCUAAUUGGUUUACGCCAAACGGGUUUAGGAGUUUAUUAGCCCUCAUAGGUACAAAUGGACAAGGAAUCGGUACUAGCGCAUUUAGUGUAUGGGUCAAAAAUGUGUCUGCAUUAGAUCUACCAAGAGAUGAAAGAAUAUACGUGGAUAAAUUAAUAGAUCGCAUUUACUCCGAAAUGGAUGAAGCUGUAGGUGUUUUUCUAAAUAACGAAGGUUCUGGUCUAUAUGUUCUUCAAUCAGCGGUAAAUCAUAGCUGUGUACCAAACGCAAUUGUAGAAUUUCCUUACUCGAAUAAUGUAUUAGUUUUAAAAGCAAUUCGCGAUAUUCAACCUGAAGAGGAAAUAUGUAUAAGUUACCUUGACGAGUGUGAUCUAGAAAGAAGUAGAUACUCUAGACAAGAAGCUUUACGCUCUUUGUAUUUAUUUGUUUGUCGUUGCGAUAAAUGUUUGUCGCAAGCUAACGAUCCAGAUGUCACAUCAGAAGAUGAAUUAGACGAUGACAUGUCGAGUUAAACUGGACAAAUGCUUCAUUCACCUAUAUUACAUUAAUAUAAUAUAAUAUUACAAGUAAUAAAAGUACACAAUUUUUAUA
This is a messenger RNA of Megalopta genalis, 1514 nucleotides long. RefSeq names its product SET and MYND domain containing, class 5 (gene Smyd5). NCBI's taxonomy places the organism in Eukaryota, Metazoa, Arthropoda, Insecta, Hymenoptera, Halictidae. Gene Ontology annotation, biological process: negative regulation of gene expression, epigenetic. Gene Ontology annotation, molecular function: histone H4K20 methyltransferase activity; protein binding. The record is from RefSeq and is a predicted model, not a curated record.